Psilocybe cubensis is the source of this 4488-nucleotide messenger RNA. RefSeq lists its product as uncharacterized. The transcript has 8 exons. The coding region runs from base 1 to 4488 and encodes 1495 amino acids. Lineage: Eukaryota; Fungi; Basidiomycota; Agaricomycetes; Agaricales; Agrocybaceae. The record is from RefSeq and is a predicted model, not a curated record.
AUGGACGACGCUUCGAUGGAAAAUCUCUCUCUGCCGGGAGCCUUCAACAGCUCCCCUACAGAGCAAAUGGAUAUCACCUCCAGCGACGACGUCACCCGCAAUCAUCCAGGACCGUCCCAGACUCCCCAAUCCCCUACAGAGCAAAUGGAUAUCACCUCCAGCGACGACGACGCCCGCAAUCAUCCAGGACCGUCCCAGACUCCCCAAUUACAGUCCCAGAUUCUCAAACCACAAGAAUCGGGCAAGCGAAAAAGGAGUGAUCAUGAAGAGAUAUCGUCGAGAAAGUUAAUUGCAGUCGAGCCUGAGUAUCUUCAAGAACUCGAGUUCGCGGUUGAUGAGUUGACUAAGAAGCUCAAAUCGAAGGAUAAAGAAAUAAAGCGCCUUCAGAGCAUAGAGCCGAGCGUCAACGAUUUGAAAGAUGCUGAAAUUCGACACCUUUGCGUUGUAGAGCAAAAGGUUGAGACUUUGAUUAUUGGAAAGAUAUAUAUAUCCAAAGAGAAAUCGGCGUCUGAUGGGGCAUAUAAGACCUUACAAUCCCAAUUCGAAGACUAUAAACGAGUACGUUUCCCAGGCUUCAUGUUAUCGUACCUGCGUUUAAGCAUCGAACAGGACGUGGAUCGCCAACAUAAAGAAGCAUCCCGUGCUAAAGAGCACGAAAUGUCUGAGCUGGAAGCAAAGUUCAAACAACAAAUCGAAGAACUCCAAAUUCAUCAUGACCGUACGGUGGAGGAAUUAAACAAAAAGGUUGAAUCCCAGUCUCUUCAGAUUUCAUCUCUGGUGGAAGACAGUCUUGAAGAAUCAGAAACUGCGAAAAUAUUGCUAAAUGAACCCGAUGGAGAGGGGUCCAAUAUCUUGGAAGAGGACACGUCCCAUAUCAAGGAGCUCGAGGAUUCAAAUAUGGCGUUUACGGAGCGAAUAACUGCUUAUGAGGCUCAGAUAGCGAAGCUCAAUGCUGAUUUGGAGGAGCAGAAGGCGGAGUCGUCAAAGCUAACGCGUGCUGUUCAGGAGCUUGAGGGACAGUCUGUCGAUGGUAUCAGCAAGCAGGAGCGUAUCACGGAACUUGAAGCUCUUGUGAGGGCGAAGACGACCGAACUUGAAGAGUUGAAGCACUCUACCUCUCACGCCCAAGACCUUGAAAAUCGCAUCAACGAACUACAGGCUCGUCUUGGGGAGUUCGAAAGAGAACGGGAGGGACAGUCUAUUGAUGGUAUCAGCAAGCAGGAGCGUAUCACGGAACUUGAAGCUCUUGUGAGGGCGAAGACGACCGAACUUGAAGAGUUGAAGCACUCUACCUCUCACGCCCAAGACCUUGAAAAUCGCAUCAACGAACUACAGGGUUCUCUCCAGGAGUCUGACAGCGAAAGGGAGAAAUUGAUUCAAGCACAACAAGUAUCAAGCCAUCGCGAGAAUGUUUUAGCUUCAGAACUCCAAACUGUGCGCGAAAAGCGCAGUGAGCAAAUUAAAACGCUUACUGCCCAAGUGCGACUCCUCGAAAACGAAUUGUCCGGAAAUCAAACUGCACUUAAAGAUCAAGGUCAGGAGCUGGAGAGACUGCGCGCGGCGUCUACCCAGCGUAGGACCGCUGACGAGGCUGAGAUAGCGAAGCUCAAUGCUGAUUUGAAGGCGCUCAAGGAUUCGCAACAGUCAUCCGCUGAUCGUGGUGCCUUGGACGCCGACCACAUUCAAAAGCUUGAAGCUCAGUUGACGGCACAGACAAAUAGGGUUCAACAGCUCGAGAUAAUGAACGCAGCCUCUAUCGAGAAUGCGUCUGCUUACGAGACUCGUGUAAAACAACUUGAGUCUGAUUUGGAGGCGCAGAAGGCGGAGUCGUCAAAGCUGACGCGUGCUGUUCAGGAGCUUGAGGGACAGUCUGUCGAUGGUAUCAGCAAGCAGGAGCGUAUCACGGAACUUGAAGCUCUUGUGAGGGCGAAGACGACCGAACUUGAAGAGUUGAAGCACUCUACCUCUCACGCCCAAGACCUUGAAAAUCGCAUCAACGAACUACAGGGUUGUCUCCAGGAGUCUGACAGCGAAAGGGAGAAAUUGAUUCAAGCACAACAAGUAUCAAGCCAUCGCGAGAAUGUUUUGGCUUCAGAACUCCAAACUAUGCGCGAAAAGCGCAGUGAGCAAAUUAAAACGCUUACUGCCCAAGUGCGACUCCUCGAAAACGAAUUGUCCGGAAAUCAAACUGCACUUAAAGAUCAAGGUCAGGAGCUGGAGAGACUGCGCGCGGCGUCUACCCAGCGUAGGACCGCUGACGAGGCUGAGAUAGCGAAGCUCAAUGCUGAUUUGAAGGAUCAGAAGGCGGAGUCGUCAAGGCUAACGCGUGCUGUUCAGGAGCUUGAGGGACAGUUAACUGAUGGUAUCGACAGAGAGAACCGUAUCGUUCAACUCAACAACGAUCUAGACGCGAAGACUGCAGAACUGAAGAAGUCCAGGGAGGAGUCAACCUCUCAUGCCCAGCAACUUGAAAAUCGCAUUGGUGACUUACAGGCUCGUCUCCAGGAGUCUGACAGCAAAAGGGAGAAAUUGAUUCAAGCACAACAAUUAUCAAGCCAUCGCGAGAAUGUUUUCGCUUCAGAACUCCAAACUGUGCGUGAAAAGCGCAGUGAGCAAAUUAAAACGCUUAACGCACGAGUUCGAGACCUCGAAAAGGAGUUGGAACAAGCCGCGACCAACUCUCGCGAUUCACUUAGUAAAGAACGGGAGCGAUACCAACAGAUGUCCGUUGAGUUUCAAAAACAACAAGCAGCGCUAUCUCAAACAACUGAAGAUCUCAGUACUGUCAAGGCCGCUCUUGAAAAAGAAUUUGAGGACCAUGGUAAUACCAAGUCACUGUUGGAGCUUUUACAAAGCGACCUUGUGGACUCUCAAAAAGCCAUCUCAAUUCUUAACAGUCAAUUAGAGGCCACCAUGGCUGACCACAUCGAAUUUGGAGAGGAAGCGCAAGAUUCGGACUCGGCGAUGGACCCGGAUGCACCAGAAAGUACUCCGUCGGCGACUGGAAAAUCUCAAAAAGCGGCGGGCAAACGUCGUCAAAUGUCGAUGAUGCCGGAUACCACCCUAUAUACGCUUAUGAACCAUAGGAACGGCGACCUGCAGGUAAAUAUGGAGCCAGAAAAUUCAGCAGAACGACCCACCUUUUCAAAUUUUUUUAACCAAACGGAAUUUACUCCCACUCUCUCUACCUCUGCGAACCGUUCUUCGCCCGUCCGAGACGGUGACCUGGCCUCUUCUUCCAAUCCAGGGCCAUCAAUACCCAACAGAUUUUCAAAGCCGGGUCACUAUCGAAGAGGUAGAGCUACACAUCAAUCUCCACCUCCACCUUCCAGUGCUAUACCCAGAUCUGGUCGAGACGAUGUGCGAGGAGUCGAGGCUUCGACAGCCUUCCAUGCAGAUACUCCGGCAACGGUCGCUGACCCCUCUGUGGUUCCACCUCACUCUGUAUUCUCUUCGACGCCUCCUGUCACUCCUGUUCCUCCUGUUGCCUCAGUAUCUGCUGCUGAACGUGCUUUUCAAGAAAGAAUAUUGAAUACGCUAAGCACUCUGUCGAGUGAUGUGAGAGGCGUCGUUUUGGACGUGCAAGAACUUCGGUCUAAUGCAAAUACACAACCUGCAACCCCUCGUAGGAGGAUUCCAAACAGGAAACCUUACUCUCCUUACAAGCAAGCUGGUCCUAAUGCCAGCCGGCAGUUACAACAAUAUCUCCUCGGAAUAUCCGAAGAUGACGACAUCUUCAUAAUGGAUUCCAUUCACAUUGCAUCACCAGCCGAAGUAGAUAAGUUCGAGAAUUCGCUACGAGACCCCCCACCAUUGGAACCUCUUCAACUUCACUUCGACCAAGUGAAAGUGAAAUGGAACGCUUAUCUUGCGGACCUCUUUGCUGAACAGUUCUUGCGAUUACACAGCAAUCUUAAUGCUACUGCCGAUCAAAUCAAGGAACACUUCAUGGCAAGAGUGCAAAUGUUUCGUGAGAAAUUGAUUUCCAUCGUUCCAAGGCCAGGAGAAACCAGCGAACAAUGUUUCGAUCGCGUAAGGGAGGAACGUCUAAAUGCCAAUCGCAGGAAGCGGCGCCGCACUAGGCAACGUAAUAAGUUGUAUGUGGACCGUUAUAGUAACUGCAUAGAUGCCGGUCGUCAUGAUAUUGCAGAUGUCGUCUUGACACUUGGCGAAGAUGGAAUGAGCGAAGACGAAACAGACGGAGAAGAUUCCACAGUCGUCCUUUUGACGCAAUGGCGCAACCCAAAGCUCCUGACUCCAUUAAAGAUCGCUGAUAGCCUGCGACCGGCUACAAGCGUCAAUGGAACCAGACGACCAGGUAGCCGACCCCUUAAACGCAGAAGACUACAAUCCGCACGGGAAGGUUAUCAACCAGCUCCAGAUCAGCGUCCAGAAAAUUAUUACUAUUCUUCUUGGCGGGCCUGCUUAUCUCGUUAUGAUAUAGCGCUCUUGAAAAUGAAAGAUGCAAAACCAUUUUUCGGGGAGUAG